UGGAAUUGUAAAUGGCACCUGGGUUUUGUUCUGGCUGUCUAUUUUGAUUUUUAUAAUGUUCAAGAUUAAGUUUUUAUAAUUAAUUUGUUGGAAUGUUUAUUAGGCUUUCAUUAUUUCUUUGCAAUAACUGCCUUUUCUCUGCUCUGGUUGAGGCUUUAUAUCUAAAGAAAGAUCCGGAAAUUGAAUACUCUGUGUGCUGAUCUGGUCCCUCGUAAUGUGUAUUGAUCAGGUGCAAGCUUGGAUUUGAGGAACAUAUAUAUCUUCAUGGGGGAAGCUCCAGCUUUCUUUCUAGAUGAUCUGGAUAGGGAAUUUUCAAAUGGGUUCGCAUUAAAAGGCUCACAGACAACUACUGUAAUCGGUGAUAAAACGUAUGUGAUUGGUGGGACUGAUGACGAAUCGGCAUCAACAAUUGGAGUUCAGAUUUUCAACAGAUCUACGAGCGAAGUGACCAUUCCCACGGUGUUGGGAACAAAACCAAAGCAAUGUAAGGAUCAUGCAGCCCUGCUUUUAAAUGAAGACCGAAUAUUGAUUGUUAAGGGGGAUUCUACUCCUGAAGAUUGUGCUUGGCUUCUUGAGGUGGACACCAAAUUUGUUAAACAGCAGCAAAAUAAUUUUGAAACUGAGGUGGUGGCUUGGAGUAAGGGAGUAAGAGGUGACGCUGAGAAGCCCAUUGUUAUCAGCGGUCCUUCUGGGGUUGGGAAGGGAACAUUAAUAGCGAAACUCAUGAAGGAGUUUCCAUUCAUGUUUGGAUUCUCUGUGAGCCACACAACCCGUUCUCCAAGGGAAAAGGAAAAGGAUGGGGUUCAUUACCAUUUCACUGAUCGAAGUGUUAUGGAGAACGAGAUCAAAGAUGGCAAGUUCCUUGAGUUUGCUUCUGUUCAUGGAAACCUCUAUGGAACCAGUGUUGAAGCUGUUGAGGUCGUUGCAGAUGCAGGAAAGAGAUGCAUCCUUGACAUUGAUGUCCAAGGGGCAAGGUCUGUGAGCGAAAGUUCUCUUGAAGCCAUUUUUAUCUUUAUCUGCCCACCAUCAUUUGAGGUGCUUGAGAAGCGCCUUCGUGACAGGGGGACCGAGACAGAAGAGCAGAUCCAAAAGAGACUCCGAAAUGCUAGGGCAGAGCUUCAGCAAGGACAAUCAUCAGGCCUCUUUGAACAUAUCUUGGUAAACGAUGAUCUUGAGACUUGCUAUGAGAGUCUUAAGAAAGUCCUAGGUCUUGAUGGAAUCGCUGGUACUACCCCUAAACCAAUGCCAAAAUUUGUCGAUCUGCCUGUGGACCGGUCUGUGUCAAAGAUCGAUAAAAAAAUCUGUAUAAAUUGUCGAUCUGCAGAACUGGAAAACGCUUCAGAACAGUUAUUUGUACUUGAUCUAUCUUCACUUAAAGGAGGCGCACCGGGACGGACAAGAGGACUAAACAUGUAUGCCAUAGACCCAUUUGCAAAUGGCAUAAAAUAUGAGAUCUAGCAGCUGAGUUGCUGAUGGCCCCUACAGUCUAUAACCUCCUCAACUUAAUUAACUCACUUUUAUUCUUUCUCUUUUUUUGUCUGUUGAAAUUCUACAUUUUUGUGACUUACAAAUAGAGGAUUGAACCACAUAUGUGAUCCUUCAAAAUCAUUGCUGUUCUACAUUUUUCUGCAUUCUUUGUUUUCAAGGAUAGGGAUGAUUUGGAGAAGUAGCAUUCAAAUAAAAUUAAUUACAUGAGAAAUGAGAUCAUUUAUAAUUCAUAGCAAUUUCCAUUUCAACUUUCUUUUUCUUCUUUUGAGAUUUCCCAGUUCAUCCAUUAGGGAUAUCUUUUAUCAGAGAAGGAUAUGAACUUCAUUUGAUGGCUAAAUGUGAGCGUUGGAAUGUUAGGUUCUAUAGUUGGAUUGUAUGCUAUGAACAUAUCUAUAUGUCAAGGAAAACUGUAUUGGUGAGUAUUCAUGCUAAAAGUAAUUUACUUUUAUUUA
This is a messenger RNA of Camellia sinensis, 1940 nucleotides long. It is a transcript of the gene AGK2, whose product is annotated as guanylate kinase. Gene Ontology annotation, molecular function: GMP kinase activity; protein binding. Gene Ontology annotation, cellular component: cytosol. The record is from RefSeq and is a predicted model, not a curated record. Gene Ontology annotation, biological process: purine nucleotide metabolic process. NCBI's taxonomy places the organism in Eukaryota, Viridiplantae, Streptophyta, Magnoliopsida, Ericales, Theaceae.